Molecule: messenger RNA, 625 nt
Organism: Octopus sinensis (East Asian common octopus)
Lineage: Eukaryota; Metazoa; Mollusca; Cephalopoda; Octopoda; Octopodidae
Product: ATP-binding cassette sub-family G member 4-like
Exons: 3
Coding region: 149-625 (158 amino acids)
Cellular component (GO): plasma membrane
Molecular function (GO): ATP binding; ATP hydrolysis activity
Source: RefSeq, a predicted model, not a curated record
GGAAACUUACAGUCAUCAUGGGACCAUCCGGGGCGGGAAAGUCUUCUCUUAUGAAUAUCCUUUCCGGCUACAAGUAAAAUUCAAUAUUUAAGCAAAAAGAUCUCAAGUUGCCGGAGGUGAAGUUUGUAUAAAUGGCCGACUUCGGAAUAUGAGAACAUUCAAGUCGCUGUCAUCAUAUAUAAUGCAACAUGACAAACUACACCCAAAUUUGACUGUCUUUGAGUCAAUGAUGUUUGCUGCUAAACUAAAAUUGCCACAUCAUAUUUCAGAAGCUAACAAAUACUCCCGUGUUAUGGAUAUUGUUGAGUCAUUGGGGUUGGGGAAUUGUCUUCGUGUAAAUGCUUCAAAAUUAUCGGGUGGUCAGAGAAAGCGAUUGGCUAUAGCUCAGGAGCUUAUUUCAGACCCAGCUGUUCUAUUUCUUGACGAACCAACCAGAGUCUUCAAACCUCGUCAGUCUCGUCAGUUUGCUGCAGAAUCUGCCAGAGUGGUGGGGAAAUGCAAGUCCUCUUGUCAACCCAUGCAAAUGUUUGGGCACGAUCGGAUUCGUCUCUUGUGUAAUCUACACAGAAAUAGAAAUAAAUGGAAUUCAAGAAAUUGUGGACUCGACUGUUCAUGGUCAUCUUGA